UUGGCCAUCCAUCAUUUCGAUGAGAAUUUGGACAGAAACAACAAUGUGAUUUUGCGAAAACUGAAAACUUCCGAGUAUGUUUUUCAACUUUAAAAUACAUUAAAGUCUGAUUAUUUAUUUUUCAGAUUGUCUGUAAAAUCAAUCGACAAUUUGAUGAAAGAGUUGAGCCAUGAACAUCGUUUUUCGAUUUCACAAAUCACUUCAAUUAUCACUGAUCCUAAGCACAUAAAAUAUUUUAACAAUUUCCAAUCAACAAAUAUGUAAGUUGCCUAACAUUUUCAAAUUUCAAAACAAUAAUUAAAAAUUUCCAGAUUCAAAAGUUUCCAUGUUUGUAUCGAUGAUUUCGCAAGAGCUGUUUUGAGAAUUUCACAAUUCGACACAUCUUUGCAAUCUCUUCGAGUGAUUUUGGAGAAAAUUUUGAACGAUGAUGAUAUGCUCGCUAAAUUUGAGCUGCUGGUGAAAGCGAAAUGUGCAAAGUUUGAUAUCACAGUCUCCCAAUCGUCGACUUGGUUUGAAUGUUUGGAAAUGUUGGCUAUGAUUGUUGAAGAUGAGCAGAAUGUAAGUUUUAUUCCAAUAAAGAUUGUUUCUUUCAAUUAUAAUUAUCUUUCAGUUCCAACUCAUUUCAACAUUCUCUCAACGUUGGCUUCCGGAUAAUGUGCUUAAUGAGAACAGCACUUCUCACCUCACAAUUUUGCUCAAAAUUCUAAAAGACAUCAACACUUUUGCAAAAAUUGCCUCGUAUGAAGAUGGAACUAUUUCAAGUGUUAUACCAUUGGUUCUCGAAAUGAUUUCAACAUUAGAAACGUAUGUUACCAAAUAUUUGAAAAUUAUCUAAUAAUUUAUUGAUUUCAGCGAACAUUUGCCAAUUCCAAUAAGUGCAGCCUUGAACACAUUGAUCGAUUGUCAUUUGAAAGUAUUUUUGGACUCGAAUCAAAGUAGUCUUUAUGAUAUUGCAAUGUUUAUGGAUCCAAGAUAUGCAAAUAGUGAUCGAAUUUAUACACAUGAUAGAUGGGCAAGUAUUGAACUGAUUGUCAAAGUAUUAAUAUCUGGUAAGAAAAAAUAAAAUACAUCUUAUUCAUUUUUAAAUAAAAUAAUUUUCAGAUGAAGGUCAGGAAACAGCGCGUGCCAAAAACCCAACAGUUCCCGAUGCUGCUGGAAUUUUCACACGAGAAGUUUCGGUGAGUUAUAUUUCAAAAUUUCAAUUAGCUCACAUAUACAAAUUCACGAAACCUCUCAAAAACUUUAUAUUUUUCAGCGUGAACUUGUUGUGUAUCACAAUUUGAUCAAUUCAAUCCGACCUGGACUUCAAGUAACUGAUUGUUCACUUUGGUGGACCAGACAACGAAGCAAGCUACCGAUUCUUUUCCGAAAAGCUAAGGAAUUCUUCAGUGUCCCCUUAUGUACAUUAGAUGCCAAAUAUUUCUUUGGGUAUGUUUAUUUUGUUGAAAAAAAAAUCAUACAAAUGCAAAAUUAUUUGUAGAAAAGGUGGAAAAUUCUCAUUCCUGAAUGCUACAAUGAGCUAUCGUCAAUUCCAAAAUGCGUUAAUUGUUGCAUCGGAGCAAGAGAUUUUCAAAGGUCGCGGUUUCUAUGCAAGUGUUGUGCCAGAAUUCAACAUGAAUGGCUCGCCAUCAACAAGUGAUAUCAAAUCCGAAUCACCAUCAACACAUCAAAAAGCUCCACCGUUGCCUGCAAAAAUUGCCAGUUUUGCAGCAAUUCGUAACAAUUCCCAGCAGUUGGAAGAUGAGAAAUGUGCACGCAUUAGAAAACAGAACCUUGUUUUGAUGAAGCAACCAUUGUAAGUUAAUUCAACUCAUUUUUUUAUAUUCCCAUAACUUGAAAAUAUUAUUUUCCAGAGAUACCUCUCGAUUCAUCCGGAGAAAUCGUCCUGAACUAGAUGAUGAUUUAGAUGAUUAUCUUAUGAUUCCUCCACCUCCAGUCUUGGAACAAAUGUGUGAAAGACCAAAAUCUGUUGAAAAACCGUAAGUUAUUUCUCACAUUCAAAAAAAAAUAAAUAAAAAUAAUUUGAUUUUUUCAGACAAGAACCAUCUGAAAUCAUCUGCAAAAUCGAAGCCGAUGAAGUUAAAAAAGAGAUUUUGGAUCCUUCUGAAAUUAAAAAAGAAAUUGAAGAUCCAGAUGAUCAACCAUCACAGCAAAUGGCAGGCGUUGAAGUCAAAACUGAAGAACCCGACUUCUAA
Molecule: messenger RNA, 2195 nt
Organism: Caenorhabditis angaria
Lineage: Eukaryota; Metazoa; Nematoda; Chromadorea; Rhabditida; Rhabditidae
Source: the annotation of a GenBank genome assembly